This is a messenger RNA of Condylostylus longicornis, 2742 nucleotides long. It is a transcript of the gene ACOX1, whose product is annotated as probable peroxisomal acyl-coenzyme A oxidase 1. The transcript has 5 exons. Gene Ontology annotation, cellular component: peroxisome. Gene Ontology annotation, molecular function: fatty acid binding; acyl-CoA oxidase activity; FAD binding. Gene Ontology annotation, biological process: lipid homeostasis; fatty acid beta-oxidation using acyl-CoA oxidase. The coding region runs from base 191 to 2206 and encodes 671 amino acids. The record is from RefSeq and is a predicted model, not a curated record. NCBI's taxonomy places the organism in Eukaryota, Metazoa, Arthropoda, Insecta, Diptera, Dolichopodidae.
UGUAUGUUAAUUAAUAGUCGUUAUUAAAUUAAUUUUAACGUCAAAAUUUUAGAGAUAAGAUUUAUACUUCAUGUGAGCUUACGAAUUGUUAAAAACUAGAUUUAACAUAUGUACAUAAAUAUAUUGUGUUCAAUAGUUUUAUAGUAGUCAACUUGUACAUAUAGUGGAAGAAUACUUAAAGAAAGUAAAAAUGCCAGAAAAUAAAUCAAAAAUUAAUCCAGAUCUUCUUCGAGAACGUUUAAAAUGCGAUUUUAAUAUUGAGGAAUUAGCAGCUUGGUGGAAUGGAGGAUAUAAAAAAUUAGAGGAAAAGAGAUUGAGAGAGAAUUUUUUUCUAAGUGAUUUUGAGCUUCAAGAUGACGUUCCUGUAUCUUAUAUGUCGCACAAGGAACUAUACGAGCACAGUGUUAAAAAAUCACUUAAAAUGGUUACUAAGUUAAAAGAACUGCAAUCUAAAUACAAUGAUGGAAUUGACAGUUAUAUGGCUCUGCUUGGCGGUCUUUUGGGCUCAGGAUUAUUAAAACAAGGAAAUCCAUUAAGUGUUCACUAUGUAAUGUUCUUACCUACAAUAAUGGGGCAAGGUACUUUCGAGCAACAAUCAAAAUGGUUGACACGAGCUUGGAACUGCAGCAUAAUUGGCACAUAUGCACAAACUGAAUUAGGACAUGGAACUUUUAUUAGAGGUUUGGAAACAAGAGCUGAUUAUGAUCCAAAAACAAAAGAAUUUGUUUUGAAUAGCCCAACAUUAACGUCUUAUAAAUGGUGGCCUGGCGGUUUAGGACACACAGCAAAUUACGCUAUUGUUGUCGCGCAACUUUAUACCAAAGGAAAAUGUCAUGGUAUUCAACCAUUUAUAGUACAACUUAGAGACGAGGAAACCCAUAUGCCUAUGCCGGGCAUAAAAAUUGGUGAAAUUGGUGCAAAAUUGGGGAUGAACGGUGUAAAUAAUGGGUAUUUAGGAUUUGAAAAUGUCCGAAUUCCGCGAACAAAUAUGCUAAUGAAAAAUGCUCAAGUGCUAGAAGAUGGCACAUUUGUGGAACCUUCUACUUCGGUUUUAACUUAUGGUACCAUGAUGUUUGUCCGCGUGGUAAUUGUCCGAGAUACAGCAAGUAACUUAGCAAAGUGCUCAACAAUUGCAACGAGAUAUUCAGCAAUUCGAAGGCAAAGUCCAAUUAAUCCUAACAAGCCUGAGCCACAAGUUAUAGAUCAUUUCACGCAACAACUAAAAUUAUUUCCCUAUAUAGCAAAAACCAUAGCAUUUAAAUUAAGUGCAGACUAUAUAUGGAAUAUGUACAAUAAUGUAAGUGCGGAACUGGAAAAGGGAAAUUUAGAGCGCUUACCAGAAUUACAUGCCCUAUCAUGUUGUUUAAAAGCUGUUUGCACUUCUGAUGCAUCCACAGGAGUAGAAGUGUUACGAAUGGCAUGCGGUGGUCAUGGGUAUUUGAACUGCUCUAAUUUUCCAAUUAUAUACGGAAAUACCACAGCUGCUUGUACUUAUGAGGGUGAAAAUACUGUUAUGCUUUUGCAAACUUCGCGAUUUUUAAUGAAAGCUUGGGAGCAAGCCCUAAAACAAGUAAAACUAACGCCAACUGUAGCAUAUUUAGCUGACGCAAUCAAGUUAAAAAAGUUUGCAACUUGGGAUGGAACAGUUCCAUCGAUUGUGGAAGCUUUCCGUUAUGUUGCCGCAAAUAAAAUACGGGUCGCAUACGAGCACUUAGAAGCUAGAAAAGCCACUGGUUUAAGUCACGAAGAAGCUUCUAACAUGACUGGAAUAGAAUUAACUCAGGCUGCUGAUUUACAUUGUCGCGCUUUUAUCUUAUCAUCCGCCUGGAGUGAAAUACAAGAAGCAGUUAAGAACGUGUCUCCAGCUUUGGGAAAAGUUUUAAUACAAUUAAUGGAAUUAUACGCAGUUGAUUCAUGUUUUAAUCGAUUAGGGGACUUAUUGCGAUUCAUUGAUAUUAAAGAAGAUGAUUUGCAAAAUUUACAAAAAAAAUUAGAAGAUUUAUUACAUAAAAUUCGUCCAAAUGCCGUAGGAAUAGUGGAUGGUUUUGAUUUACCUGACAUUGUAUUGGGUUCUGCAUUAGGAUGCUAUGAUGGUAAUGUGUAUGACAGAAUAUUUGAAGAAGCACAAAAAAGUCCUUUAAAUCAAGAACCAGUCAAUAAAUCUUUUCAUUUAUAUCUCAAACCCUUUAUGAAGUCAAACCUCUAGAUUUGUUUGCAAUAAACAAUAUGCAUGUUAGUUGAAAGUAUAAGUAUUGGUGGUACAGAUAGUAUUUUGAUACGAAAUUUAAUUUAAACAAACAGUUUUGAUAUAUCUGUUGAUUCAUAAAGAUAUUAGAAAAAUUAAAAUGUGAUCCGAUUAUACUUCAAUUAUAAAAAAGUUGUGGAACAAAAUUAUAUUUGUAAAAAGUCAACAUUAUGUUUUUAUUGAUGUUUAUUUUAUCUUACCACGACCUAUUGAUUCUGUUAUAUUUAAACUCAGUAUUUUUAAUUCAAAGUGAUUUUUAUUACGUUUUUAUAAAUGGGGAAAGUUUAUUUUUGUAUAUUUUAUUUAAAUUGUUUUACUUCAUAUCUAUUUUUACAUAGGUUUUAAAUAAAAUUAUUAAAGUUGGAGGAGAGUUACAUAUUUUUUUUGUUUUUAUUUUAUACAAAAUAAAAAAAUGAUUUUUCUAUAUCAAUGUAUUUUUCAUUUAAAAUUGGGGUAUAUAUUAAAGUUUUGAAUAUAUUUUUUUAAUACACAUGUAA